Molecule: messenger RNA, 1154 nt
Organism: Aspergillus aculeatinus CBS 121060
Lineage: Eukaryota; Fungi; Ascomycota; Eurotiomycetes; Eurotiales; Aspergillaceae
Exons: 5
Coding region: 1-798 (265 amino acids)
Molecular function (GO): DNA binding; zinc ion binding
Source: RefSeq, a predicted model, not a curated record
AUGGGCGCAUAUCGGCUGGAGGAGGCGAGCAGCAGCCGUGCCGGCUGCCAGAACAAGGAAUGCAAGGACGCCAAAAUCAAGAUCGCCAAGGGGGAGCUCCGUCACGGCAGCUGGGUCGAAGCAGGCGAUUACCAGAGCUGGAAAUGGCGUCACUGGGGCUGUGUCACGCCGAAUGUCAUCCAGAAUCUGAAGGAUGCUAUCAAGGACAUAAGUGGUGGGGAUGAGACGGAUUGCUCGGCUCUCGAUGGCUUUGAUGAGCUUUCUGAGGAGAAUCAAGACAAGGUUCGUCGGGCCUUGGAGCAGGGGCAUGUUGAUGAUGAGGAUUGGAAGGGGGAUGUUGAAGUCAACCGUCCUGGUAUGAAUGGCUUCCGUUCGAAGGCCACCAAAAAGGAGGCUGCGGCUAAGAAGAAGGCUCAGGCCAAAGCUGACGAGGAGGAUGAGGCGGAGCCUACCCCCAAGAGCAAGAAGCGCAGUCGUGCUCAGCCCAAGAAAGACCCUAAGGUCGAGGCUGAGGCCGACGGUGAGCAGCAGGAGCACGAAGAAGAAGCACCCAAGCCUAAGCGAUCCAGGAAGAGCGCUCAACCUAAGCCUGUAUCUGAUGAAGACGAGGAAGAGGAGGUCAAGCCGAAGACUUCCAAGCGCGGUCGUCCAGCCAAAUCCAAGGCCGCUGUCGAGGAAGCCGACGAGGAGCCUGCUGCCGCUAAGAAGAAGGCCGCGAAGAAGCCGACCAAGGCCGCUGCUGCUACUGCUGACGAUGAGGAGAAGCCUAAGCGGGGCCGGAAGAAGAAGACUGCCUGAUCCUGAUGCUCGCGUAUUCACCAGGACGUUGCUGUCUUCGUCGAAGCAUCUUCCCACCUCGGGUACAUUCUCUUACUGUCUAUGAUCUGCUAAUAGUGUUGUUACUGUUGUUCUGUCAUGGUAUGUCCGGUAGCGAUCAUCCUGUUUCAUGUCAUGUAUCUGGGGCCUACUUUAUCUGCAUGCUUGCAUUUCUUUUCCUAUUUUACGGCGUGGAGCGAUGUGCUCAGAGGGCGUGCUUCUUUCUGUUGUGUGGCAAGAAGCUGCUCAUGAUUGUUGUUCAUGAUCAUCAGUCUAUAUCUUAGGUUAUACGUAUAACGUCAUGGGAGAUUUUAUUCCUGCCUGGGCUACCGAGCCUG